AUGAUACGCUCGCAGAAGUCUCUUAGGUUGUGGGUGGUGAAUUUCCAGAUUCAAAUCAGAAAUCUUGCUGGUACUGGCAUUUUGCUUCUGUCCGCCUCUUCGUCGUGGCAAAUUCAGUCGGCUUCGAGACGCCCUAAGAAAGUCGAGAAGCGCUUCUCACGUGGAGACAGCUUUGUUCAUUGCUUUAGAGGAAUUGAGAGAGAGGAUGAAAUCGGCAAGAAGAGCUCUUACUACGAUAGGUUAGGCUACUGGGACUCCAAGUACACAGAGAUAAAUUUAGAUGAGAGUGUGCGUCAUGGUGUUCUGAUUCCUAAAAUUCCUAUCGAAGACAUUGGCGUUGAAUCACUCAAGGGCAGAAGAAGAAAACAGGAAGAUCGCUUUCUCAUUGAGAAAAUGAGCGAAAAUACGGUUCUAGUAGCCGUUUUCGAUGGCCAUGGAAAUGAUCUGUGCGCAACUUACGCUCGGGAUAAUUUCACGCGGUUCCUUCAGCGCAAUUUGAAACGAAAAUUAAAGAUGCCCGCUGCCCUGAAGAAGACAAUUACAGAUGUCGAUCAAGCAUUUAGCGAGCUAGCGAUUGCCCACUCGAACACUCCCGAGGAUUUUUACGAGGAUAAAAGCAUGCGGGGCCACUCUGAACAGAAACAGCGCAUGGAACGUGAUCCGGCGAAAAGCGGCUCAACUUGCACUGCUGUUGUCAUCGAGGAUGGGUAUGUGAUGACUUGGGCGUGGGUAGGUGACUCUAGGGCGAUCUUGUGUAGAAACGGAGUGCCGAAAAGACUUACUUUCGACCAUUCACUGGAGAUGAGAAACAAUCCUCUAAGAGAAACAGAAUUUGAAAGGAUAACAGCGGCCGGAGCAGAAGUCACCGAGUCCGAUGGCGAGUACCGAGUCCAUGUCCCUGAACACGGCAGCAUAAACAUGACCAGAGCAAUUGGAGAUAUUCAAUUAAAGAAGUAUGGGAUAACAGCUGAGCCGUGUUCGUAUGAGGAACUCCCGAUAGGCGACCCUGAUUAUGCUAGAAUAACAACUGUCAAUCACAACUGCGACGCGUUCCUUGUCCUGCUAUCUGAUGGAGUCUCAGGGCCACUUAGCGUCAAUGAGAUUGUCUCCCAGGUGCUUUCACGUGACCAAGCUAUCGAGUCUGCUAGGCAUUUAGUCGAAACCGCGUUGCACAUGGGCAGUACUGAUAACUGCACGGCGAUUGUAGUUCCACUUGGUGCUUGGGGAAAAUACAGAGAACCAAGCUCGAAUGUCCGAUAUCUUCGCAAUUUCAUAGGAAGCUACAAUCGUUAUUAA
Messenger RNA from Oikopleura dioica, 1296 nucleotides. The record is from the annotation of a GenBank genome assembly. Lineage: Eukaryota; Metazoa; Chordata; Appendicularia; Copelata; Oikopleuridae.